AAGUCAGCUGGUGUUUGGCUGAUUACGUGUAGCUAGCUCCCCAGUAGCUAGCUUGCCAGACGAGACAGUUUCAUCGAGUUUAGUAAUAUAUUAAUUUCAAUUACUCUAUUUCUGCUGCUUUUAAAUGUAUAUCGAAAAAGAGGGAACAUGUAAAGCCACCGAGGAAGCCAAAAACACUGCAAGGGAAUAUUCAGUCGGUGUCAAUAUGAUUCUGUAAACUGCGCUACAAAAGAGACUCUGAAGGAAGCAACAUGUUUGCUAAACUAAAGAAAAAGAUUGCAGAGGAGGCAGCCACAGCUCCAAGGACUGGUGUCCGUAUCCCCCGGACUAUCAGCAAGGAAUCCAUCGCCUCAGUGGGAGCAGACUCUGGGGAUGACUUUGCAUCUGAUGGCAGCAGCUCCAGGGACGACUUGUCAGCCCAACUUCUUCGUAGAAAUGAUCAGAUCCGGAAACUGGAGGCCAAGCUUUCAGACUACGCUGAGCAGCUACGAAUUAUGCAGAAGACCAAGGAGAAGCUUGAAAUUGCUUUAGAAAGGCAUCAGGAUUCAUCGAUUAAGAAACUCCAAGAGCAGAACGAGUCUCAUCAGAGCAGCAGAGCCAAAAUGGCCGAGGGGAUGGCUUUAGCUCUGGAGAAAAAGGAUCAGGAAUGGAUGGAGAAGAUGGCUGAUGUAGAAAAAGAGAAAGCUGCCCUGUCAGCUCGGAUUGAGGAGAUGAUGGAACAGAGUUUAACGCUCUUCCAGAAAAGGGAUGACCUGGAUGAACUGGAAGGCUUUCAGCAGCAAGAGCUUGCUAAAGUUAAACACAUGCUGCUGAGAAAGGAGGAAUUGCUCAGCCUGCGGGAGCAGGAGCUUCAAAAGAAGGAGGCUGAAGUUCAGUCAGCGAAGCGAGGCCUGUCGGAGGCUCGGGGAAAACUCCAGGCUCUGCAGCAGCAGCAUGAGGAGAGCUGCAGACUCAACUCAGAGCUGGAAAUAGAGCGAGAAGAACUGCUGCUGCUUCGAGAAGAAGCAGACAAGAAGAUCGUGGAGCUGGAAGGACGAAGUCAGGAGCUGCAGGCCGUCAUCCAGCAGGUUUCUGAGGACUUCCAAACGUCCCAAAACAUGGUGUCGUCUCUAGAGAAGAACAUUCAUGACUUACAGGCCGAAAAUGAAUCCCUGAAAUUACAUCAACAGAAGGCUGCUGUGGCAGAGGAGGAAAAGGAACGGCUGCUGGUGGAGCUUCAGAAGAAGGUCUCCUCCUUAGGGAGACGGCUGCAGGGGAAUCUGAGCCAAGACGAGCAUCUGCAGGAGCUCCUCCAGGAGAAGUCCAACCUUGAGUUAAGCCUUGAAGAGACCAGAGCAGAGAUGUUGGCUGUUAGGACCAACCAUGCUGACACUGUCAGCUCCCUGGAGGCACAGGUUUCUAAGAUGAGUGGCAGUAUUACUGAGCUGCAGACGCUUCUUCGACACAAAGAGGAUUCCUCCAAGGCCUACAGAGACAGAACAGACGCACAGAUCGCCACUUUGGAGCAAGAGAUUCUUGAGAGAACAGAGAGAAUAAAGACAGCAGAGCAGCAGGUGGCAGAGAAACAGCAGCGCAUGGAUCAAUUGCAGGGGGAGUGGAGUGCAGAGAAGGCCUUCCUGGAGCAGCAGGUGCGUUUGACAGAGCAGCAGAGUGUGGAGCGGGUCGGCCAGCUGGAGGAAAACGUCUCCUCUCUUCACACGGAGAAACUCUCACUUCUGGACAGGGUGGCGGAUCUGGAUAAACAGCUGGUUCAGGCAAACUCCAUUUUGAAGCAGCAAGCGGAGGAACUGGAGAAUUCCAAGGCAGAGCUGAACAGCCGGCUUACUGUGAACACAGAAAUCGCUAAAUCUCUGGAGGAAACCAGACGGCAGAAGGAGGAGCUGCAGAAACAGGUUGGUGAACUGACUGUGGAUCUACAGAACUCCCAACAGGAAUUAUCAAUUGCUGCUAAGAAACUGAGACUGAGGGAUGAGGAUGUCCAAACACUUCAGAAUGAGCUGCAGAGUCGGCAGGACUCGCUGGCUCAGCUGCAGGAGGAGACCGAACGGCUGCGACAGGUGGAGCUGGAUAAAGACUCUGAGCUGAAGAGCCUGAGGGAGGAGCUGCUGAGCCAGACGCAGCAGCUGGACAGCUGCCAGGCACGGAUUUCAUACUUGGAGGUGGAGGUGGAAACACUGACAGAGCAGCUUCAAAGUCUGGAGGGUUGUGAGGAGGAUCAGAACGGCUGCGUGACUCCGGAUGACCUGGAUCACAUCCAGAAGGUCAACAGGGAUCUGGAGCAGCAGCUCAGCGACAAGAACAGGACGAUAAAGCAACUGCAGCAAAGGCUGGCAGAGUUGAAGAGAACUCUACAGAAGGAACUGAAAUUAAAGCCUGAGCUAGAAGCUGAAGGGAAGGAGAAGACUGCGGAAAGUCGAGCAGAGAAACAGGAGCGUGUGAAUUCGGAGCCACCUCCACCAGCAGCCCUAUGCCCCAUCACGUCCAGCAUCACCGUCACCAACACCUCAGACCUCAACGACUCGCGGGAAAUCAACUUUGAGUAUCUCAAACACGUCGUUCUCAAGUUCAUGUCCUGUAGGGAGGCUGAGGCAUUCCAGCUGAUCCGAGCCGUGUCUGUGCUGCUCAACUUCACUCGAGAGGAGGAGGACAUGCUGAAGCAAACCCUGGAGUAUAAGAUGUCCUGGUUUGGAUCCAAACCUUCUCCCAAAGGAAUCAUCCGACCUUCGAUCUCAGGCUCUUCCACUCACUGGAGCUGAUGAACAGCAAAGUGAACCAUGGAGGUGAAGAGAAAGGGAAUAAAGGAGCAGCUCAACCAGAAGAAGGAACUCUUUGUUUUGUUGCCUUUCUUUAAGAAAAAUUCCACUUUGAUCCACUUCUCACAGCGUUUCCCCUGCUCGCUUCGGGUUAAACUCUUGGGUUUUGGCGACGUUGGAGACAAAGGAAAACCCACACAGCAGAAUAAAGAGAUAACUACCUAGCAUUUGUUUAUUGGUUUAUAAGGAAACAUCGAUGCACGUUCUGUUGGAACAAGCGUUUCCAUGAUGAGACUCAGCAUGUUAUUCAGUGGCUCAUAUUUUAAAUCACAAAUGCCUCUUCUGUUAAAAUGUUAGGAAGCAUUACUCUCAGUAGACUGAAGCUGGAUUCUAAUAAGUGAAACAAUCAGAAUCAAUUUACACCAGACCUGGAUUAUCUCUACUUGAAGCUAAUCUCACUUCAGUCUGGGAAUUAUGCUGGUAAUCCCAAAUUUAAAAAGCGGUUCUAUUAAAGAAUUUUACUGUUUUGGGGCUGGGUGUUGAUAGAUUAUUUGUUUUGUUUAUUUUAAAGCAACAUUUCACCUCCCACUGUGUGGUGAGCUAAAUACUUAAUGGCCUUAAUUUAACCUAAUGUUUUAAUAAUGAUGUAUUAAAAAGACUAACAAUGGGCCCUAACUGAAUGCCAGUCAGGGGCCUCUCUGUGACUGCCCAGCAAUGUCUUGCUGUUCUUGGCCCCCAGUGCUAGCAAUAUUACCUGGAUCUGCUCUACAGGUGCAACUGUAUUUAAAAGAUGAGAUGAAUACUAUGUAUAUGUAAAUAAACUUACAUUCCAACAUGUCUGUUUAUGUAUAGAGAUAUGUACAUACUGUAUGCAUUGAGAUUUUUUCUAAAUUGGGGUGUAAAUAUUUUAAUGAAAUGGUUUUAUUGUAUUUAUCUUUAGCGUUGAAAUGUCUCCAUCAGUCCCUCUGCUCUAUGUUUCCCUUCAGUCCUGACUUUCAGACACUAUUCUUUUUCUGAAAUAUUGAUUUGUGUUUCUGGGAUACAGGAAACCCUUUAAACACAGCUGUCAGGUUAUCUUGUUUACCUAAUGACUGGUAGCAGGCUAGUCAUACUGACUAUCUGGGUGUGAUGGAUGUCAUUGGAAGCUGUAUGUAAUCAUAAGUUAAGCCGUGUAAGGUCUUUUUAACCUACUAUUCCAUCACUACAGUUUCGUCUCCAGCUUUUCUAUGAUUUAAUGAUGCCUGCAACUACAGUUGAUUACUUUUGAAUGGUGAUUAUGAAUAAACCCAAAGGUCAUGAAACCAGA
Molecule: messenger RNA, 4059 nt
Organism: Cyprinodon tularosa
Lineage: Eukaryota; Metazoa; Chordata; Actinopteri; Cyprinodontiformes; Cyprinodontidae
Gene: golga1
Product: golgin A1
Exons: 24
Coding region: 252-2756 (834 amino acids)
Cellular component (GO): Golgi apparatus
Source: RefSeq, a predicted model, not a curated record